AUGACGAACCAGUUUCAAGGUCUCCGACUGACGAUUCGAGCUGUGCUCGUGUCAUCCCUCCUAGUUCUUGGUCAUUUUCUCCUCAUAUCGGCUCCGAACCUCGCAGCAGAUGAGGAUACUCAGUCCGCCCUUCGCGCUUCCUCUGCCAUUCUCUUUCACACCCUCUUAUGGACGAUUUUUGUCCUUUUCGAAGAGGCCGACUCUGGCUCCAUGGGACAAGCAAAAGUCAAUGAAGGCUCUGGAGCCUUGUUCAUCAGUACCGCUGCUGAAUGGAUCCUAAAUUCAAUCAUCUUUGGAGCUUGGAUCGCUUAUGCUGGACCAACGAGUGCAUUGAUCAAAAGCGUUGUUAUAGGAAAUACAGCGGGCCUCUGGAUGAUCCCCGUCUCCUACAUGUUGGCCAUCGCAGCGGUCACGACGCUUCAAGUACAUCUCGUAUUCUCCAUCCUCCUCUACGCCAUCCGUUCUGGCCCUGGAGAAUUGCUCAGAUGGUCUUUCUGGCGUGAACGUGCAGGUCAUUGGGAACCCUCUAUCAGGCUCGCAGAGGAUGAGGUUGACGACUUGGUCUCUUGUGAGAAAGGCUUGUUAGGGAGUGUGCAGGAUCUGAAGAAGUAG
This is a messenger RNA of Kockovaella imperatae, 612 nucleotides long. RefSeq lists its product as hypothetical. The record is from RefSeq and is a predicted model, not a curated record. Bases 1 to 612 code for a protein of 203 amino acids. NCBI's taxonomy places the organism in Eukaryota, Fungi, Basidiomycota, Tremellomycetes, Tremellales, Cuniculitremaceae. The transcript has 4 exons.